Molecule: messenger RNA, 3201 nt
Organism: Solenopsis invicta (red fire ant)
Lineage: Eukaryota; Metazoa; Arthropoda; Insecta; Hymenoptera; Formicidae
Product: cytochrome b5 reductase 4
Exons: 11
Coding region: 652-2250 (532 amino acids)
Biological process (GO): superoxide metabolic process; generation of precursor metabolites and energy
Cellular component (GO): endoplasmic reticulum
Molecular function (GO): heme binding; oxidoreductase activity
Source: RefSeq, a predicted model, not a curated record
UGAAAUUUCCAAAAUAUCUAAAAUUUUAUGUAUCAUACCCAGAAUAAUUCUGGGAAUUGAUAUAGAGACUACUCCGUUUCUGUUCAUUUUUAUUCACGAUUAAUAUCACCUCAUCUGAGAUAGUUCUAUUAUUUUAAUCAAAUAACACACUUCGUUUAAUCAAUUAAGUAAUCAAUUAAGUAAGUCUUGCGUGUUACUGGUUUCUCUACUGUUGAUCUUGAUACGCGGAGAAGCGCGCUCCGACUGGCGAGAGAUCCUGCGUGUUGAGCUGAGCGUCGUCCAUCGCUACUAUAUUGAUCUACCUGUCUCAGGGUUAUAUUCGGCCGCGUGUUUCAGCGCAGUACCCUCCGGUCCUUCACCACGAGAUCACCGGAAUCUAGUCUCUCGUUUCUCGUUGAUGAGAUCCGCGAAUUUGCAUCGCGUUUCCGUCCCAGUCCGUUUUGAAAAACGAUCGCAGUGACCAUUGCUUCUUGAUAAUGUAGAUGACCUCGUUCUUUUUCGGAUAUAUCUCAUAUUAGGAAAACGAUUCGAGCAAACUCCAUACUGUGAGCAAAUUACCAUACUGUGAAAACUUUUAUCGGUUUCGCGUUUUGCACGAAGCGACUGCGAAAAUGAUCGUGUCUCCGCGGUUUCUAUUGUCCCGAUGAAAAAAUGCCACGAUGCUGCGGCGCUUCUUUGGUUUCCGCCGCGGAUGGCAACGGAUCUCCGCAGAGCCUCGGUCUGCAGAUCCAGGACGGAAACCCACGGAAUAAGACGGCCUUAGCACCGGGGCAUAGUUUGAUGGAUUGGAUCCGUCUGGGUAAUUCGGGAAUCGAUUUAACCGGAGUCGGUGGUGUACCACAGGUCGUAACGUUAGCCGAGCUUGCUAAUCAUAACAAGCAAACUGACGCUUGGAUCGCAAUCCGAGGGAUAGUAUUCAACGUUACGCGUUAUAUGGAUUUCCAUCCAGGUGGGGUCGACGAAUUGAUGAGAGGCGUUGGGAAAGACGCCACGAAGUUAUUCGAAAACGUACAUGCUUGGGUGAAUUAUCAGAGCAUUCUGCAAAAAUGCGUCGUAGGCAGAUUAUGUCGCGGGGCUUCCUCAGCGUCGAGUACUUCCUCGGUGAUGGAAAAAUCAGUAACGGAUGCGAACAACUGUUUACCCGUGACAUUAGGUCGAAGCAAUCGUUCCACUACACAAAAGACAGUUGACGAAAAUUUAUCGGAUUCACCUAAUGUGAACAUAGAUUGGCGGCAAACAUCCAAUUCUGUCACAUUCUUUUAUCAAGGUGUGCGCGACUAUCCAGGAAUAUAUUACCAAUUAGAAAGGUUGAGUGACUCGAAAGUCGUCUUCAGGCUAACUUUUGAAAAGUACAUUAUCAUCUACGAGCUCGAAUUAAUUGCAGAUGUAGAAUGGCCGCCAAUGUGUAAAAGAGAUUUCGAUUCAAUGCAGGUAGACUUUACGUUUACAAAAAAGUUCAAAGAUAUUUGGAAAUCUCAGGGAAAUCAUACAUUGUCGCGGGAAUCAAUCACAAACAAACGCACCUACAAAGAGUACGAAGUACUUAGUAAUACACCCCUUUGCAAACUAGUUAAUUUGUUAGUUUUACGUGCGAAAGAUUUUUUAGAACUAAUUCCCAUCGGUAGACACAUAGAAGUCAAAAUGAAUGUAAUGGGAAUGGAAAUAUCAAGGUCAUAUACGCCUGUCCCACCGUGCCUUCAUCCUGAAGAUAUGGCGCCAAAUUAUAAGCCUGAUUGCAUUUGCUUGAUGAUAAAGCGAUAUCCAAAUGGCGCACUUAGUCCGUCCAUCACCAAAUUACAACCUGGCCAAACCCUUAUAACGAGCAAUGGUUUAGGUGCCUUUGUAAGCGAAUCUUUUGAUCGGUAUCCUGUUAUUCACAUGCUGGCAGGUGGAACGGGUUUAACCGCGAUGUUAGGAAUAAUUCAGCGGGCUUUGGCGAGGCGCAGUGUAAAAUUAAUCAAUCUUUUAAAUUUCAAUAAAGAUGAAGACAAUAUGUUUUAUGUGGCGCAGCUUGACAAAGUAUCUACAGAGAAGAAGUUCAAAGUUACACAUAUCCUUUCGCAAGCAGGAGAUAAAUGGGAGGGAAGACGCGGUACUGUAUCUGAUGAAUUAUUAAAUGAUUUGAUCGGCAAAUGUUCACCAGAAGGAUGCAUAUUUACGUGUGGACCAAAAGGAUUUAUUCUAUCUGCGAAAAAGUGUAUUCAGACACUUGGUUGGAAAUCUCAACAAAUAUACGAUUUCGACGACUAAUUGUCUGCGCUGAAAGUAUACGUGCCAUAUAUAUAUAUAUAUGUAUGUUUUCUUUCCUUUCCGAGAGUCUUUCUAGAGAGCCUAAUAUAAGAUAUGAAACUCGUACCUGUCGAACCACAGUUUAGUUAAACAUUAGUACAGAUGUUUCGUGACAGCUGUGUGAACUGUCAUUAACGUCUAUCGUCAAGGCGUAUUUUUCUGGAAAUAUGAAAAUUUUGAAGCACUUUUACUCCCAUCUCCGCCCAUAAUGAUACAUUCUUAGCUGCGAUAAAUUGUAAUACUAUCCUUAAAGUAGAUAUUUACUUGUAAUUUUGCAACCAGAUAAUAUGACAACUAGAAAAUAGAGGCGAACUUGUUACGCUAUUUAAAUAGAAAAACAACGUAUGCCUCAUAUACAUGUAUGUAUAUGCCUCAUAACAUAUAGAAAGAUCUGUUCUAUAUGAUUCUACUGAAAACAUUCUAUUGAAAACAUUGAUAUUUAUUAUAGAGAAAAUGUUCAUUAAAAAAAAUGUCUUUUCAUACAGUCUAUCAACCAUGUAACGGUAAAGUUGUUAGAUUUAAUUGCAAUUUUAUAUAGUUCAUUAAUCAUUGAGUCAUAUGAUCACAUUGGAUAGUACGUAUAUCUUUUCUGCGAGAAAGAAUUUUCAGCGCGCAUAGUAAAUAAUGCACAAGUAAAUAAGUGGACAAAAACAUGUAAUAAAAGUGAGUAAUCUUGUAUAGACGUUUUUUUUUCAUUAUGAUUAUAAGACAUAUACUUAUUUUAUAGGAUUAGUGAUAUUUUUAAUAUUGGUAAUUUAUUUGUUGAUUUAACACAUGUUGUUAACGUCUUAUUUUUAUGUAAAUAAAUUAAGAUUAGGUAAUUGUUCUUUGAAAAAAGAUAACGUAAAAUGCUGUGCAUUUAUACACAUAAAUAUGUAUCCAAUAUUAAAUAAAAAUAAAUGCAUAAAAUGA